ACUACUGAACGGGCGGCAGACUACAGUUCCUAGAAUCCUCCACUCCACCUUCUAUUUGAGGCCGGAGGCGGCGUGGUGGGAAUGUCGCCGGUGCAGAGGUGGUAGGCCUGGCGGAUCCGAGCGGACUGAGUGGAGUCGGAACCCGGGGCUCUGGUUGGGCUGGGUUUCCGUGGCUCUGUUUCUGAAAGGACGGCUCUUAACAGGGCCCCAAAGGACUAGGGAGAAGCACGGCUGUAUCUGAGUUCCGAUGGGAUGGGCGCGCGCGGGAUGGAACAGUGAGGGGGCACCAUGCCUGGCCUGGCGCGGCACUCCCGGAACCGCUGUGGCUGAGGGGCGGGUUCGCGAAUUUUAAAAUGCCUUCAUGCAGUUGGUUGAAUAUGUGAAGACGUUAUUCUGGGAUACUUUGGCCUUUACAAGCCGCCCCUAGGAAAUGUCCCUCCAGGUCUGGGAAGCUGCGACGGAAUACAUAGGAGAUAGCACAAGUUAUUUGGUGUGAUGUGAGCCAAAACGCGUUUGGACUUGUAGGUCGCUAAAGUUGCCAUUGCACAGGAGAAACACAAGCAUUCCCCUGUGUCCACAACCCCAGUACACUUUGCAUUUUAGUAAGAGGCUAGGCACACCAAGAAGACAGAUGAGCGCCGCAGCCGCCUUUCUUCCUAGGCAUGUGAAGGUGGGUUUGGGUGAAGUGAAAGAAGCAAAAAGGAGGUAGGGAAUGCUGGGAAAAUCUGUUCCCAAUAUGAAAUGUUUACCAUCGGUGAGGGAAGAAACCAGAACUCACUGUCAGGCUUUGUAUUGGAUACUGCGUACAGAGAGAUUCCUGGCAAGGGAUUUGGGCCAGGAUGUGUUUUCCCUUUCCAUUUGGCUUUUCACCACUUCCAGGGCUACUUUUAAAACACUCUCCGGGGUUGGGGAUUUAGCUCAGUGGUAGAGCGCUUGCCUAGCAAGCGCAAGGCCCUGGGUUCGGUCCCCAGCUCCGAAAAAAAGAAAAAAAAAAAAAAAAAAAAAAAAAAAAACCACUCUCCAAGCCAAGGAAAGGCCAAUACCUACCCCCUCCCCCAAUCACCCUAGCCCAAGAACUUACUAUAGUGGUUAAAGCUGGUCCCUAACUCAUAGCAAUCCUGCUUCAGCCUCCAAGUGCUGGGAUUGAGAGUAGGAAGCACUAUGCCUAGGUUUUUUGGGUUUUUUUGGUUUUUUUUUGUUUUGGUUCUUUUUUUUCCGGAGCUGGGGACCGAACCCAGGGCCUUGCGCUUCCUAGGCAAGUGCUCUACCACUGAGCCAAAUCCCCAACCCCUAUGCCUAGCUUUUUCUUUUUCCUUUUUUUUUUUUCCUUAUUCUUUUUUUUUUUCCCGGAGCUGGGGACCGAACCCAGGGCCUUGCGCUUGCUAGGGAAGCGCUCUACCACUGAGCUAAAUCCCCAACCCCUUCUUCUUCAUUUUUUAAAUUUUAUGUGUGUGGGUGUUUUGUCAGUGUGUCUGUACACCACAUUCAUGAAGUGUUCUGGGCAGUCAAAAAGUGCAUCUGUCCCUAAUGGGAGUGACAAGAGAUUGUAAACCCACGUGGGUGCCAGGAAUCCAGUCCAGCUCCUCUGGAGGAGCAACCCGUGCUCAUCUCUGUCUUGAUUUUGUUUUGUUUUGUUUGACAGGAUUUCUCUGUGUAAUCCUGGCUUUCCUAGAACUCACUCUGUAGACCAGGCUGGGCCCAAACUUAGAAAUCCUCCUGUCUCUACCUCCUGAGUGCUACCACCUCCAGGCCACUUUUUUUUUUUUAUUACAUACCUCAGGUUGUCUAGAACUUGUGACCUUUCUGCCUCUCAGCCUCCCAAGUUCUAGGGUUGACACCAGGUAUGUAUUAUCAUACCCACCUCAGGAAUUUUUUUUUUAACUUCACUUAUUCAUUUGGGGUAGUGGGGCACCCAUGCACAUGGAGGUAAAAGGAAAACUUGCAGGAGUCAAUUUUCUACCCCCCUCCAUCUUGUGUGCCCUAGGGUAUCCAACUCAGACAAGUUGGGUGGUGCCAAAAGCACCCUUACUCGCUGAAUGGCACUCAGUUCAUAAAUUCUGGGCUUAUAGAAAUAGGUUUGACCAAUUCCUGACUGUACUGAGGAUGGCCUCAAACUCAAGAGAUCUGUCUGUACCACCUGAGGGUGGUGAUUAAAGGCAUGUGCCACCCCUCCCUCACUGGGCUUUGAGCUCUUUAAGUGAAGGACCCUUGGAGCUAAGCGCUAGUAAGUGCAGCAUUUAUGUAUUAGUGUAUUUGCUUGUUUGUUUUUGAGAUUUAUGGAGCCCAGGCUGGCCUUGAAUUUGGUUUGUAGCUGAGGCUAGCCUUGAGCUGCUGAAUUUUUUUUAAAACCUCUUCCCAAAUCUGUUAUUUCAGGGCUAUGCCACCAUGUCCAGCUAAACUACAUAUUCUUGCAAAAAAAGGUUUUAUUUUUAAUUAUAUGAAAGUAUGUGUGCGUGUGGGUGCAGAUGCCUUUGGAUGCCUGAGGCCUAGAGUUCCGGGGGGCCUGUGAGCUAUCCAGCGCAAGUGCUGGGAACCCAACUGAGGUCCUCUGCAAAACCAGUUUGUGCUCUUGGCUCCUAAGCUGUCUCUCCAGCUUCAGCUUUUUUUUUUUUUUUUUUGGUUCUUUUUUUCGGAGCUGGGGACCGAACCCAGGGCCUUGUGCUUCCUAGGGAAGAUGACCUUGCUGGGCAAGAGUGCACAUGACUGGACAGUGAGGAGCUGCAGAAAGCCCCAAAGCCAGGAUGGCACUGAAAGCCAAGAAAGGAUUGAAAGGAUCCAUUGAUGACGUCCUUGGUGACCUCCUGGGAGAUGACACAGUACUGCUUGAGAAGCCUGUUGAGACAGCGUCACAUGCCAAAGACACAUCGAGUUCACCUCAGUGGCUUUCCUCAAAGGCAAAGUUCCUCCCAAAAGACAGUGCUGGGGGACUGGCAGCAGCCGAUGCUGAGGUCUCCAGUGACUCGGAUGCAGACCCACAGGUCUUCUUGCAGAACAUGAAGGACCUGGACAGCAUGGACGAUGAUCUCUUUGGUCGGAUGAAGUCUCACCCACCCUCUGGCAAAGGAACUGCAAAGGCCUCUGGGAAAGAAGUACCUAGCAAGCCCAAACCUGCUGGCACAUUGACAGCUGAUGAGAAAGGGGACGCCAUUCCCACUAAGAAGCCACCACCAGCUUCCAGCAGGUUUGGGCUUCAGUACAAGAAGUUUUCCUUUGAAGACUUUGAGGACCCGCUGGCGGGGCUUCUCUCUGAUGAGGAGGAAGAGACUGCCAAGAAGCCACCUGCAACGGAGAGCAAACUUGCUCCCAAGAGCCCCAGCACAGCCGCAGGCCAAGGUCCUUCUGUUCCUCUGACUCCUGGGGAUACACCCAUCCGGAAGAAAGAACCUCUCUUUGAUGAAGGGGAUGACAUCAUGACCACCCUGGGCUUUGAAGACAGCCCCAAGGCAGAGAGGAAGAAGGCAGGAGACCAGGAAGGGCCCCUCCCUGCUCGCUCCAAGCUGGAUGAACUGCUGGGUCGGGGCACAGCUGCCAAGCUCCUCCCUCGCCCAGGCACUGGGGAACGCAGAGAGUUCAAGUUAGACAAGAAGUAUCAGAAGCCAGAGGACAAGGAAGACAGCUGGGAUGACGAGAUCCUCACCUUUGGGGCUUACCAGCCUACCGUGGCCUCCUCUGAGGGCCGACAGUCCCGCAGGCAGUCAGUCAGCAGGUUCUUGGGAGAAGGUGGCCCAGACCUUAAGGGAGAAACCCUAAGCUUCAAACAGAGCCCUCCACCAGCUUCCAGUCCUAUCCACCCCAGGAAAGGAGGAGCCGACUGGUUAGGCCUUAAGGACGAUGACCUGGACCUGCUGUCUCCCUCUCCUGUUCAAAAGGCCCAACAGGAAGACUCAGCCAUGACACCCUCUCUCCUACCUCCAACAAACCAGCCCUCAGCCCCAGAGCCACACUCUGUCCCAACUGGACUUCCCUCAGCAGCAAAGCCACCAGCCAAGGGUGCAAGGCCCUCUGUCAAAGCCAGCCAGGUCUCCUCACCGAAAGCCUCUGAGGAGAAAGAGGAUGACUGGUUGAGCCAUGUCAUAUCUCAGAAGAAAUCCCAAAAUCUAGCCAGAGAAGAGCGUACUGGGCCCUCCAAGGAUCUGAACUCACCAGGGUCACGGAGUCAGAUCCCUGCUAGCAGCCUUCCUAUCGCUAGCACUCAGGUCCUUGAGCAGGCCUCUGCUGGAGAAGCCUCAAGACCAACCACACAAGGAAUUGCAGCUGUCAGGCCUGCUGUCACAGGGGCCCCCGUGAGUUGGAGCCAAGCUACCACUGUUGUCCCUGUAGAUGACCCCAAGAGAGGAACGGCCUCUGCCUCUGGGGACUUCUCUAGCAGAGAGCCUGCAGUUUACAUCCCGCAUUCCCAGGAACCUACCGGGCUCUCUGUGCCUAUCCAGACCCUCCUCCCAGAGUCCAUGAUGCAGAGUCUGCUGCCAGGCUCGGGAUUCCAGAAGCAGCUCCUGGCAGCCCAAGGGCAGCUUCAGAGCAGCACUGCCCAGCUUCAGGUUGAGCUGCUGCAGAGCCAGACCAAGCUGUCAGAGCUGGAGGCCCAGGUGCGGAAGUUGGAGCUGGAGCGUAGCCAGCACAGGAUGCUGCUGGAGAGUUUGCAGCAGCGGCACCAGGCAGACCUGGAGCUCAUUGAGGACGCGCACAGAAGCCAUGUCAAGGUGCUAGAAACAUCCUACCAGCAGCGGGAGGAGCAGCUCCGCAGAGAGAAGGAGGUGCUGUCCGCUCAGCAUGCAUCGUACUGCCAGGAAGCUGAGCGGGCCAGGACUGAGCUCGUAGCCCAGCACCAGCGGCAGAUGGCCAUGGCUGAGCAGGAGAAGGACCAGGAGGUUGCACGGCUUCGGGAGCUUCAGCAGGCGUCCAUCCUAGAGAUGCGCAAGGACCACGAGCACCAGCUACAGCGGCUGAAAAUGCUGAAGGACCAAGAGAUCGAUGCUGUCACCAGUGCUACCUCCCAUACUCGGUCCCUGAACGGCAUCAUCGAGCAGAUGGAGAAGUUUUCCAGCAGCUUGAACACGCUGUCCUCCCGUGUGGAGGCCUCCCACGUCACCACCUCACAGGAACGAGAGUUGGGGAUUCGGCAGCAAGAUGAGCAGUUGCGAGCUCUGCAGGAGAGGCUGGGCCGGCAGCAACGAGACAUGGAGGAAGAGCGGAGCAGGCUACAGGAGGUCAUCGGGAAGAUGGAAGUCCGCCUGAGUGAGCAGAGCCGGCUCCUGGAGCAGGAACGCUGGCGGGUGGCUGCUGAGAAGUCCAAGGCAGAGUCAGCCCAACGCACUCUGGAGGAGCAGAGGAAGAUCAUGGUCCAGCAGGUUGCCAUGGAGAGGGAGGAGCUGGAGAGAGCCAAGAGCGCCUUGCUGGAGGAGCAGAAGUCAGUCAUGAAUAAGUGUGGGGAGGAGCGGCGGCGCCUGGCAGCAGAGUGGGCUGAGUUUUUCACACAGCAGAAGCUGAGUAAGGAGCGGGCAGAGCGCGAGGCUGAGAGGGCGAUGCACGCAGACACCCAGCGAGAGAGCACCAUCAUCAGCCUGACCAAGGAGCAGGCAGAGCUGACAGUUAGGGCCUGUGAGCUCCGGGCCAAGGAGGAAAAGCUGAUUGCUGAGAGGGAGGCUUUGGAGAGAGAGCGCCAAGAGCUCCGACUAGAGAAGGACAGGUUGCACAAAGCCAGCCUGCGCCUCCAGGCCCGCGCCCAGGAGGUGGAACACAUGAGUAAGGUAGCCUCCAAGAAGUAUGAGGAGGGUGAGCAGGCCUUGCAGGAGGCCCGGCAGAUGCAGACUGAGCAGCAGGGCCGGCUGCAGGUGGUCCAGAGGCAGCAGGAGUGGCUGCGGCAGCAGGAGCAGCGUGUGCAUCAGGAGCACCUGAGCCUGGCCCAGCAGCGGCUGCAGCUGGACCGCGUGCGGCAGGAAGCACCUUCCAGCCUUCCAGGGCUGCCCCCCAGAGCCCAGGGCCCAGCAGCCUCCAGCCUGGAUGCUGUCCAGGCCCCUGCUUCCACUGCUCCUCAGCGUAGCCAGACGGCUGCCGUGCAGAUGCCCACACACCUUCUUGCCAAGCUGCUGCUGCUGAAGCACACAGCAGAGGAGGACCAUGACUUCUUGGAGAAUGAACAGUUCUUCCUGGAGACUCUGAAGAAAGCGCCUUACAAUAUGGCUUACCACUCUGCCUGAAAAUGCCCAUUGCCUCCUCGGCGAGCAUCUGGCCCUGCAGCUCUCUCCCACGGCCGACCAGCUCCCAUGUCCAUGAAAGGCUCCUCAGAACGUACUGCACUACCCAGGGCCUGAUUACAAGUUCUUGUAUGGACA
This is a messenger RNA of Rattus norvegicus (Norway rat), 6332 nucleotides long. Lineage: Eukaryota; Metazoa; Chordata; Mammalia; Rodentia; Muridae. The record is from RefSeq and is a predicted model, not a curated record.